This is a messenger RNA of Acanthosepion pharaonis, 882 nucleotides long. NCBI's taxonomy places the organism in Eukaryota, Metazoa, Mollusca, Cephalopoda, Sepiida, Sepiidae. The record is from the annotation of a GenBank genome assembly.
AUGUUUGAAUGCAGAACAAUCAGACUCCUUCUUUUGUUUCCAUCUAUCAAUUUGAUCGUCUGUUUUUAUUCGCUUGUUUUCAAGCGUCUGGCACUAGGUGGCAGCAGCGCUAAUACGACGAGAGAGUCCCCCAUAUAUAAAUAUCUAUCUAUCUAUCUAUCUAUCUAUCUAUCUAUCUAUCUAUCCUUCGUUAAUGCUUAUCAUUUUUAUAUCUAUCUAUCUAUCUAUCUAUCUAUCUAUCUAUCUAUCUAUCUGAGCGGCUCCCUUUCGUAUAUAUAUAUAUUUCUUUCUUUCUUUCUUUCUUUCUUUCUUUCUUUCUUUCUUUCUUUUAACUUUGUGUUUUGUUUGUUCUUUCUUUCUUUCUUUCUUUCUUUCUUUCUUUCUUUCUUUCUUUCUUUCUUUCUUUCAUUUUCUUUCUUUCUUUCUUUCUUUCUUUCUUUCUUUCCCUCUUUCUUUUUCUUUGUUUCUUCGUCUCAUUCCUUCAUUCACUCGUUAUUUCUUUCAUUCAUUCAUUCAUUCUUACUUUCUUUUUUCUCUCAUUUAUUCAUCCUUUCUUUCUUUCUCUUUCUUUCUUUCCUUCUUUCUCUCAUUCAUUCAUUCAUUCUUUCUUUUUCUCUCUUUAUUCCUCUGAUUCAUUCAUUCUUUUUUGUCUCUUUAUUUCUCAUUCUUUCUUUCUUUCUUUCUUUCUUUCUUUCUUUCUUUCUUUCUUUCUUUCUUUCUUUCUUUCUAACCCAACUCUCAUGUGACAAAUUCUCAACCAUUUCCUUUUCCCUCCUUUUCAUCGAUACUUGCUGGGAAUCAUUAACUUUAAAAAGUCUUCUACUCAUUUCAAUCAUUCACACCGCCAGUCCCCUCCACCUUCUCUCAUCUCUUCUUCCUUGA